AAACCAACACCUUAUCUUUGUUUACAACGUAGUGCAGCGGAGAACACGUCGGAGGACGUAGCACCUGUCUUUAUCUUUAUCUCUUUAUAUCUGUAUCCGUAUCCGUCAGAAGCAGUCAUGGUGGCCAUGACGAAGCGACUGAAAACCUUCCAGAUUGUAUUUACGGAUCCCAGCAAGACUUUCUACUGCGGCGGGGACAAGGUGUGUGGCCGGAUCGAGGUGGAAGUGAACGAGGUGACGCGUGUGUCCGCGGUGAAGGUCCGGGGUCUGGGCUGCGCCAAGGUGGAAUACGCUAAAGGCAAGCAGCGGUGUCGACAGGAGGCAGAGUACCUCCGAUACGAGCAGGUCCUGCAGCUGGACGACCAGCCCACAGACUCUGAUGGAUCGGUCGUCUUGAGGCCUGGCAACAAAUACGACUACACCUUUGGAUUUGAGCUCCCACAGCAAGGGCAGCUGGUGUCAUCAUACAAGGGGAAGUUUGGCUAUGUGCAGUACUAUGUGAAGGCCCUGAUGGAGAGGCCACACCAGCCCACCCUGGAGUGCAAGAAACCCUUUGAGGUGGAAGAGCCCCUGGAUGUCAACACCCCAGACUUGUUGUCUCCCACAGGUGGUAUGAAGGAGAAGAAAGUCACCUGCAUGUUCAUCCCCGAUGGCCAGGUGUCACUGAAUGCUAAGAUUGAUCGCCGUGGCUUCUGUGAAGGUGAAGACAUCUGUAUCAAUGCAAAGUUUGAGAACACCUGCUCGCGUAUUGUGGUGCCUAAGGCUGCUAUCAUCGCCAAACACAUCUACCAGGCCAAUGGUCGCACCAAGGUCUUCCGCCAGAAGCUGUCCUCAGUGCGUGGGAACCACAUCAUCUCUGGCAUGUGUGAUGCCUGGCAGGGAAAGACUAUCCGGGUGCCAAAGAUCAAACCAUCAAUACUGGGUUGCAACAUUAUCCGUGUGGAGUAUGCUCUGAUGAUUUAUAUCCACAUCCCUGGAAGUGAGAAACUGAUCCUGGAGCUGCCACUGGUUAUUGGGACCGCCGGUCUGGGUAGCCGCAGCAACAGCGUGAGCAGCCAGGAAGGUUCAGUCAGUAAUGCCUCUCAGAGCUGGGUGUCCCUCAGGAUGCCCUCUGAGCCUCCCAGCUACUCUGACAUCACCAGUGACUGCCGCCUGGACCAGCCCCUCACGCCACUCUUAGACGACUUUGAUGGAGAUGAGAGCCCCAUCUUCAUGACCGCACCAUCCUUCAACUUCCCGCCACCUCCAGUAUACACUGAGGUUGAGGAGGAGUUCAGUGGCAGUGCCCGCAUGCUGCCUGUCUGCUGAGGUCCAGCAGGGAUCAUGAGACUGGUCCAGCUCUCAGGGACUGUUCAUGUAAGGCACUUACAAAAGAGCAAAAGGUCCAAACUCCAGAAGAGAUCUGUCGGAUGGAGAAGUAAAGCCACAACGGUGGAGGUGGACAGAGGGAUGCUCACCUGUUCUAUAAGCUGUCUUCACCUUGCUUCAUCACUAAGAUGAUUGUCCAUCUUCCUCCUGGUGCUCUUCAGGUCGUAGAUGUGGAGGUGUGGCCACAGAGCCUGUGACCCCUACACUUCUGAAUAAGCUGUCCCUUCCAGAGACUCAAACUGUCAGGGUCUCACUGUUCAUUCGCAGUCACCUUAUGACUGUAUAAUUACUGGGGCCAAGCGUUGCAUGUGUCAGCCCCCAGCCUGCUGUGACAUCUUAUGCUUUUUCGGGGCUCAUGCUUUCCUCAUAAUGAUUUGUCAUUCCACUUUAACCCUUCACUUUAGGGGUUUCACAUGAGAAACUGUUGUAUUUGUCAUUUAAAACCAGUCAAUUUGUUACUCUAAAGAAUUUAUCAGAAAUAACAGCAUGUAAAACAAUUCUCUUUGAAUCUCAUGCGGCAUCUAUAUAUCUCAUUUACCAGUGUUUGGAAGAAAAAAAAAUUGGUUUAUUCCUGUAUUUUAUUGCACUUUUUGAUUGACGCAUUUUGCUCCAUUACUUCCUACAAGAGUGUUUCUGUUUAGUUUGAACAAUGGUUGUCUUGUGGUGAGUAGAUACAACACUCUGAACUUGUUAGAACCUCACAUUUAACCUUCAUUGGCUGUAAUUUGUUAUUGCUUAAAGUGCCAAACAUGAUUGCUACGAAAUACAUGCUCUGAUAUCAUGGAACGCACCUUAUGUGAGGAUAAUCAUUGUAUAUGAUCUGCAGUUGUCCUAGACAACAUUUCACUUUGAGAUCUCCACUUUGCUGGUUUCAUAACAUAUGUAGUUUUAAGGGUGCAAAGAAAAUCACUGUUAAAGACUGAUUUGUAAGAAAAUAUGUUUGCAAUGCAUCCUUGAUACUUACAAGUAUUUUUGUAUGACACCCUAUGGGUUAGUUUUUUUUUUUUUACUAAAGAAAUGUUGAAAAAUA
Scophthalmus maximus (turbot) is the source of this 2398-nucleotide messenger RNA. RefSeq names its product thioredoxin interacting protein a (gene txnipa). NCBI's taxonomy places the organism in Eukaryota, Metazoa, Chordata, Actinopteri, Pleuronectiformes, Scophthalmidae. Bases 118 to 1308 code for a protein of 396 amino acids. The record is from RefSeq and is a predicted model, not a curated record. The transcript is spliced from 6 exons. Gene Ontology annotation, cellular component: cytoplasm. Gene Ontology annotation, molecular function: ubiquitin protein ligase binding. Gene Ontology annotation, biological process: protein transport.